AAUAUUCUCCUUGCAACUCCUGCAUUAUCCAUUUACUGUAAAAUGAGAAGGAUAAGUGCGCACAUAGAACUUCUCCAAGAAAGGACCACAAGCUCCUAACCCCAUCAACAACCAAAGCUAAUUUAUGAGAACCUGCAGCUACUUCUUCUUCUCCUAGUUAUCAAUGGCAUUAUCUUCAGUUUCUUUGAGUUUGGUUUCUUCAACCUUAUCCCAAAAGGUUUUUAGUUUAAACGUUCCUUGUUCAAAUGAAUUGCCUCGACCCUUUCCAUUAGCUGGUGUCGACUCUGUUUCAUACACUACUGAAGCAACCUUCAAUGAAGAAAGCAAUUGCAGAAGAAGAUUGCUAGUGUUGGGAGUUGGAGCACUGUCAGCAAGUCUGCUCCCAGUAAAUCCCCUUCUUGCUGAAGAGGCACCAAAGAAUUAUAGAGCUUUUGCCGACUCAAAAGAUGGAUAUUCAUAUUACUAUCCCGCAGAUUGGAUUGAUUUUGACUUCAGGGGGCAUGAUUCUGCAUUUAAGGACAGAGUCCUACAAUUGCAGAAUGUAAGAGUAAGAUUCAUACCAACUGAUAAAAAAGACAUUCAUGAUUUGGGACCAAUGGAACAGGUUGUUUCUGAUUUAGUGAAACAUGUGUACGCUGCACCAAAUCAAAUUCCAACUAUAAUUGAGAUGCAGGAGCGAUCCAUAGAUGGGAAAAACUAUUACACCUUCGAAUAUCAGCUUACAUCUCCAAAUUAUUCAAGUACUUCCUUUGCAACCAUUGGAAUUGGCAAUGGGAGAUAUUACACCCUGAUUGUGGGAGCAAAUGAAAGACGAUGGAAAAGAGUUCGCAACAAGCUUAAAGUAGUAGCAGACUCCUUCAAGAUGCUUGAUAUCUAAACUACUUCAGAGUUCUGACAGAACGAGAAACACAUUGGCAUUGAUUGUAGAUACUUUGCAGAAACAGUUUUUGUUAUGAUCUCCUCAGCUGCCCUUCACCUUCACACCCUUAGCAGUGAGACUAAAAUGUAAUGCCCUUGAGCUGCAUACUAAGGACUUCAUUAAUAUUCAAUUUCAUCCACGUUUUGUUCAAAUAUUUUGUGUAGCUGCUAUUGUUCGUAAGCUAUCAGAAGUCGAGUACUUCAUAUUUCAGUACAUUCAUUCUCUAAAUACAGUAGUUUUUUUUUUUUUU
Molecule: messenger RNA, 1169 nt
Organism: Manihot esculenta (cassava)
Lineage: Eukaryota; Viridiplantae; Streptophyta; Magnoliopsida; Malpighiales; Euphorbiaceae
Product: photosynthetic NDH subunit of lumenal location 1, chloroplastic
Exons: 8
Coding region: 164-877 (237 amino acids)
Biological process (GO): photosynthesis
Cellular component (GO): extrinsic component of membrane; photosystem II oxygen evolving complex; photosystem II
Molecular function (GO): calcium ion binding
Source: RefSeq, a predicted model, not a curated record